Messenger RNA from Sclerotinia sclerotiorum 1980 UF-70, 252 nucleotides. RefSeq lists its product with no specific name. The transcript has 2 exons. Lineage: Eukaryota; Fungi; Ascomycota; Leotiomycetes; Helotiales; Sclerotiniaceae. Bases 1 to 252 code for a protein of 83 amino acids. The record is from RefSeq and is a predicted model, not a curated record.
AUGGGAAGUAAUCAUCAAGCUGGUGGCCAGAAUACCGCAAAAAGUAUCGCAAUCGAGAAUACACCACUCCUAUCUUCCACCAGAAAUGAUACACCAAUAAUUGAGGAAGUAGUGGUAGAUAAUGAUGAUGAUUCAACAGGAACGGAUAUUGAUACUAAUGAAUUCGACCUUCUGAUGUAUCGAAACCACUCCGGAAAAAUCAUCUAUACUUCGAAAUUCCCGAAUCCAUCAUCAUCCCAACCUAGGAUCUAG